Messenger RNA from Pediculus humanus corporis (human body louse), 390 nucleotides. Its product is annotated as Replication protein A 14 kDa subunit, putative. Gene Ontology annotation, cellular component: DNA replication factor A complex; site of double-strand break; nucleus. Bases 1 to 390 code for a protein of 129 amino acids. NCBI's taxonomy places the organism in Eukaryota, Metazoa, Arthropoda, Insecta, Psocodea, Pediculidae. Gene Ontology annotation, molecular function: single-stranded DNA binding; damaged DNA binding. The record is from RefSeq and is a predicted model, not a curated record. The transcript is spliced from 3 exons. Gene Ontology annotation, biological process: DNA replication; base-excision repair; nucleotide-excision repair.
AUGCAGCCUCUUGUGGAAACAAGAAAUAAAGUAAAUGGAAAAUUUUUAAGUGAUUUUAGUGGUAAACCGAUAACAAUUUUAGGAAAAGUUAUAAAAGUUCAUUCAAAUGGUACAUUGUUUGAAAUGAAAUCUACGGAUAAUCAAAUUAUUACAGUUAUUUUGAAUGAACCUUUGUCUGAAAAUUUAGAAGGGUGGAUUGAAGUUAGGGGAAACGGUCAAGGUAGAAAUAGUGUCAUUUGUCAUAAGAUUUUAAAUUUGGAUGAUAUUUGUCAUUCUAUUGGUAUGUUUGAUGUUAUAAAUCUAUCUCAUACAAAUUCAGUUGAAGAUGCUGAACUAUAUGAUGAUCUUAUAAAUGUUAUAAAUUCUUGUUCCAAUCCUUGGUCAUCUUAA